GGCGUCUUGAGGCCUGAGAGAAGAGAGCAGCAGCAGCAAGCAAGCUAAGCUAUCUAGCACUGAGCACUCACUCAGACCAAAUAUAAAAGAGGACAAAUUAUAUAGCCAUUCCCCAUUAGCUAUAGCAACCAAUAACCCUUAUAUAAGAUUUGGCUUCAUUUUCUCUUCCCUUUCUCUUCCUGUGUUCCUUCAUUCCCCUUCCGUGUCCCACUCAUCAAUAGUCACAGACAAAGCUGUUGAUCAUCAGCUUUCUUCCUUCUUCUUAAUUAGUUUUGCUUCUUUCCUUUUCACUUUCCCUAUUUUGGUCCCCCGGAAGAAGUUCAACAUGUUGAGUAAUGCAAGAGCAGGAAAUAGGGCAUCUUCUUGUUCUUCUCCAUUCACAGCAACACAGUGGCAAGAACUGGAGCACCAAGCUCUCAUCUACAAGUACAUGGUCUCUGGUGUCCCCAUUCCUCCUGAGCUCCUUUUCUCCGUCAAGAGAAGCAUCGACUCCUCCCUUGCUUCAAUUGGGUGGGGAUGUUUUCAGGUGGGUUUUGGUAAAAAGGGAGACCCAGAGCCAGGAAGGUGCAGAAGAACUGAUGGCAAGAAAUGGAGGUGCGCCAAAGAAGCAUACCCUGGCUCCAAAUACUGUGACAGACACAUGCAUAGAGGGAAAAACCGUUCAAGAAAGCCUGUGGAAAUCUCUUCUUCUUCAUCUUCUCCUUCCACUACCACAAAUACUCCCAGAACUUCACCUAUUGGUAACACCACUACAAGCAAUAACAACUAUUACCACAAUCCUUACCUUACAACCUACAACAAUCCUUCACUGAUCAACCCUUUAUCUAUUUCCUCAUCUACAUCAUCAUCACUAGAUUCUGAUGUCCACCAGCAGCAAGGCCCUCUCAAUGGCCAAAACUUUCUCAAUAGUACUUUCCUUUAUAACAACAGUAGUAAUAGCUCUUCUUGCUCUAAUUCUUCUUCUUGUUGUAAGACCACCACUGCUCCAAAUCUGUUCAUGGAUUCUCUCUCUUCCUCUCAUCAUCACCAUCCUGCCUCUGACAAAGACUACAGGUACCUCCAAGGAGUGAGAGAGGAUCAGCAACUUAAUCACCAUCAAUAUGGGUCAUCACCACAACCAGAGUUUGACAACUUUUACUCAUAUCCAUCAUCAAAACAAGAUUAUCAUCACCAGCAGGAACAGCAUUGUUUUGUCUUGGGAGCUGAUUUCAAGUCAUCAUCAUCAUCAAUUUCAGCAAUUACUAACAGGCCAUUGAUCAAGGUGGAAGAGGGUAGCAGUGACAGCAAAGAGAUGUCCUCAUCAUCCCACAAGCCAAUGCACCAUUUCUUUGGACUUGGUGGUGGUGCUGCAGACUCUUGGCUUGAUCUUGCAUCAAGCUCAAGGCUCUCCUAAUGGGAGCAUUGAUGGAUCUUUUUAGCUUUAUUGGUGGUGCCAAAAGAGUACUUGUUGGGUGGGUGAUAAUAUGAUAAUGUGUGGGUUUUGAGAACUUGUGGCUGGGGAGCAAAAUUUGGGGUUUCUUCUUCUGUUGAGCUGCAGUGUUGUUUUGGAUUUAAUAAUGUAGGGUCAGCAAAGAAAGAAAGCAGCAGCAGCUUCUUCUUUCUUGUUUCUGCUUUCAUUUUUACUUUGUGAGAGGAGGGUACUGUUCUGUCUGUUUGUUAUCAGCUGGGAGAAAUGAAAGAUCCUUUCUUCAUAAAUGUAAAUCAUCAUUAUGUCAACUUGUAUGCAAAAAAGAAAAAUCUUGCUGCCCAUAAGGAAAAGAAACACAAGUUUGGGGUUUGCUAGGUUUUGGCUGAUGUAGAUAUGAAUUGAAUCUAUUAAGAUUAAUAUUAAUAUCGUAGGGAUUAUCUUGUUGAGAUGAUUCGUUCUCGAUAUAGUAUCAAACCUUCUGGCUAAAAUAUCUCAUGUUUAAAUUUUCAUGAGUCUCGAGAAUGG
Molecule: messenger RNA, 1933 nt
Organism: Linum tenue
Lineage: Eukaryota; Viridiplantae; Streptophyta; Magnoliopsida; Malpighiales; Linaceae
Source: the annotation of a GenBank genome assembly